CGUUCAUUGUUGCGAUUAUUGAUUUUUCAUCUGUAACGUCAUACAAUAUGAUUACUGUACAACUGAGUGUUCGCGUCAUAACAGAUAAAAUCAACUCCGAUUCGAAGGGGUUUGCCUAAACUUACGCAAAACCUGCCGGAUUGCUAUUUGUUAACAAGAGUAACAAAAGGGUAGAAGACCUAAGAAAUCAAUGAAAUUGGAAGAAAUAAACAGAGAAAAUGGAAGAAUUGUCGGAUAUGAGAUUCAAUGUUCUAAAAAUGGUUUUCUCAAAAUGGUAUGACGAAAACAGAUGUCUUACUAUGUUGAAAGUGUUGUUCAGAGAGCAUGUUGGAGUUGGGAAAUUGGCAAAUAUAAGAAACACGAUGGACUUGUUGAAUGAUUUAGUUCGAUCUAAUCGUUUGAGUCCAAGAGACUUGACUAUCAUUUGUGACACUAUUACCGUAACUAAACAUUAUGCUCUUCAAAGGAAAAUCCAAGAGACUUUUCCAUCAUUCCCGGAUAUUAGGGAAGGAUUAAUUUCAACAAAAUUCACAUCUCACAGACAAAAGCUAAUGAAAUUUGGGAUGGCACUCACGCCAGCAGAUGUGAGGCAGAUUGACGGAUUAUAUAACACACCUUGUAAGGAAUAUGAAGACGCGUGGACUAUGAUUAUUGAUCUAGAAAAGAAUCUAAAAAUCAAAGAAGACAUGACAGAUUUCUAUCAAUCAUUAGAAGCACUUAAUCUCCGCCUGGCGUUAAAUGCAUUAAAAGAAGAUAUUGCAAACACACCAUCAGCUUUGGGGACAAACUUUACAUCCCCGGCUUUGGUUUAUAGGACUAGACCUGUGGGUUCUCCACAUAUUCAAGAAGCGUACCGAAUGACAGAACUGUCUUCAUUGGAAUUCAAUCAACUGCUCGGAAACGUGUCCUCGUGGUGGGAACACUAUGGAAACGUGAAUAUGUUAAAAGUAAUACUUAGCGAAUUUAAAGUUAUUCCUGUAUCACUGAUGGAGGAGCAAAACCAGCCACGUUCUCUCUUUCAGCUUCUUAAAGGCAGUGGGCUUAUCAGCCAAUCAAACGUCGAUGUCAUCAUCGAAACCGUUGUAUUGGGUGGCCAAAGUGGUGUAGAACCAAAGAUCAAAGAAUCGAUACCGACAUUUCCCGGAUUAAAUCAAGUUGAAAUCAAUAGUUUUUCGAAACAUCGACGAAAUUUGCUCGAAUUUGGCAAGGUAAUAGGCACAAGUAACAAAGAACGCAUUGGUUACCUGUUUGAUCUUCAUGUUCCCGAACUAAAGGAUCAGUGGUGUUUAAUAUUUCAAUUGGAAAAGAGGCAUAUUCUUACUGAGGAUCUACAUGUUAAACAAGCUUUCGUUAACAAAAUUAUGGACAAUGGUAUGAUAGCUGAAGCCCAAGCACUGAACACAUAUUAAAAUGAAACCUAACGAAACAAUGACAAUUAUUUUAUUUAAAAAGAAAAAAAA
Molecule: messenger RNA, 1460 nt
Organism: Anneissia japonica
Lineage: Eukaryota; Metazoa; Echinodermata; Crinoidea; Comatulida; Comatulidae
Exons: 5
Coding region: 219-1409 (396 amino acids)
Biological process (GO): regulation of apoptotic process
Molecular function (GO): protein binding
Source: RefSeq, a predicted model, not a curated record